UUGAAGGUAUCAGAGAUGGUUGACAGCCAAUCAGAUUCGGAGUACCUGCCUCAACUCACCCCAACCAGCGUCUGCACGCUUUUUCCUUAUGACACACUCCACAUUUGCAGUUAUUCAGUCAUUUUCUUAUAUAUUUAAUUUAACGCCGUCCACUGUCCAUUCUCGUUAUUUCAGAAGUUUCACCUGUGUUAACAGACUUUUGACUGAGUCUAUCCCUGUCGAGCAAGGUGACUACAAUGGUCAAGGAUGUGUCCGGAGGGCAGGAUCAAAACGGCAACGGAGAGAUGGAAAUGGAGUACAGGAGCAGGGACACCAGUCAGCCAGCAGAAAGGAAGUCCAGAGGAGGAGCUCUGCCUCUUGUGUGAUCAUAAAGACUGGUGGUGGAGUCGCAGAGGCAAAUCUACAGUCAGUGGACAUCUGGGGCUUUGCCCUGAGAUCUUUGAGUGAAGGCACGGUCACACAUGUGCGAAUGCAGCAUUUCCCGGCUGUGAGCGGGGCCUUCAUGGAUUCUCCGUACAAUGGCAACACGUCCCUGCAGACGUCCACCUCCAACCUCAACACCGCCUGCUCUCGACCCUCAGAAACAGAGGAUGAUGGGAAAGUGAACAGUGACACCAUUUGGCUGUGGAUCGCCGUGCUGGCUACCAUUGGCAACAUCGUGGUGGUGGCUGUGGUUUGCGCCUGUGCCUUCUGACAAGAUGGAAGAAUGGAGCACAAAUACUGCUGCUCUCGGAUGAUGGGAAAUCUUGUAUAUCCUGAAAAUAUAUAUUUUUCUUCAGAAAUGAUGUAAUAUAGCCUUACUUUUAGAUUAGAUUUUUGAAGAGUUUUAAAAGGGAAUUUGCAUGGGAUUAUUUUAUUUUUUUUAAAUAGAAGAGAGUAAAAUAUUAAAAUACAGUUAAAAUGGGAAACACAAAACUAUUUAUUUAUUUAAAGCAGUCAUCAGAUUUUUUCUGUUCACUUUUAUAGUGAAACAAUGUUAAGAAAAGCCUUUGGUUGAACCAAAAUAACAGUCACAAUAAGGGAUUUCUAAAAUAGCUACUGCAGCAGAUUUAACUUAAAAUACUGGAUAUCGACCAAACAAGACCACACACGGACAGAUGCCAUGCAUAUAUACUAUUACUUUAUUUCAUAUUUUGCAAGAAAGCACAUAAACCAAAUCAAGCCGGCAGAUCUACAGAAUAGCAAUUUGAGUUACAGUAGACGGCUGCUUAAGGAGAGCUUCGUUCAUUCAUUUAACCAACUCAGAUUUUCUCUGUUCGCCAACAACCAGCAACCUUUCAAUCACCAUAGUCUGAAAGUAUUACUGUCUCAUUAACUUUUCACUAAUAUUACAUUAAAGGUUUCCUAAUUCAGCCAUUUUUCCUUGUCAACCGGGUAUAUAACCUG
Molecule: messenger RNA, 1386 nt
Organism: Sebastes umbrosus (honeycomb rockfish)
Lineage: Eukaryota; Metazoa; Chordata; Actinopteri; Perciformes; Sebastidae
Exons: 4
Coding region: 89-694 (201 amino acids)
Source: RefSeq, a predicted model, not a curated record